Alternaria metachromatica is the source of this 1227-nucleotide messenger RNA. RefSeq lists its product as uncharacterized. The transcript has a single exon. The record is from RefSeq and is a predicted model, not a curated record. Lineage: Eukaryota; Fungi; Ascomycota; Dothideomycetes; Pleosporales; Pleosporaceae. The coding region runs from base 1 to 1227 and encodes 408 amino acids.
AUGCGGGGUGCUGAGUCCAGUCUCUUCGCGCAUUUAUUCGCUCCCGUAUAUGAGUCACAGCUCAAAAAUCUGGGGAUAUCGGAAAGAGACCGGGCCACUAGACAAGAGAAGCUGGAAUUGUGGGCAUGCUUCUGUAUGCAUGAGUAUUGGAAGGAAAGCAGGGUAGUCGUACACGCUUCCUCGUCUGAUGGGGCGAAGAAGCUGCCACACUAUGAUGAAUACACGAUGGAUGAUGACCCCGAAAAGCGGGUCGAGAAUGACCGGAAGUUCCUCGAGAUCUGUUGCGCCAUUGUCGCCGACGAGGAAGAUGCAGUGCUCGACGCAUUCGCAGGCUUUCACAGCAGCGUAGACGAUCUGAACUACUGUUUCGGCACGACCCUUCUUGGCUUCGCAGUUAGUACCGGACAUACAAAUAUGCUCCAACUGCUCCUCCGCUCAGUAAAAAGCAUAAAGCAGGAGCAGCUAUACAAGUACCUCUUCAUCGCCAUCGCCGAGCUCGAUCGCCCCAAGAAAACGAUCGGCAUAUUGCUCAACCACUCCAUACAGCAUCUGAAAGAUACAGCAGGAGGCAAUGUCUUCGUAAGAAAAGACAUAGCAAGACGGAUCCUCAUCAAAGAUCUCCUCAUCUCAGCCAAGGCUAAACGCGACAAGUGUGUCUUCGAUGAGAUAUACAAAUGGAUGGAGCGCGUUCCAAACUUUCACGGUAAACUCGUCAUCUACGAGGCUUUCUUCAACCAGACUCUAUACGAUGAGAAUACAUGCGUAUUUCUUCCCAAGCUUGAUACUCUAUCAAAGCAGGUUGACAAGAUUCCGGGGACACGCGCCGUGAUACCCCGGUACUACCUCAAAAAGCCAUACCAGCGGCAGCUCGAUAAGAAGUUUAGCGACGUGUAUCGUGAUGGCCGUUGGAGGUUACCACGUCGCUGGCUCUGGUACAGCGAUUCCAAGGUCCCGGGAUAUUACACGAUCGGUGGGGGGUCCAUAGGAAGAAGUAAGUACAUAAAGUUGACGAGCCCGCUGUUCAAAGCAGUGGCAAACAAGUCGCUAGAUUGGGCUGAUAGACUGUUGUGGGCUGGUGCGGAUGCGGGGUGCAAGGAAGAUGGCGUGGGCUUACUAGACGUAGCAUGGAAUGCCAAAAUCAGGAUAGAGGUUGCGCAGCUCAUUUAUGCGCAUGGCUGGAGGUAUAGAGAUAGGGAGUGGGUGAGAUGCGGAGAUGCUCUAGUCUAG